Musca domestica (house fly) is the source of this 903-nucleotide messenger RNA. RefSeq lists its product as uncharacterized. The transcript is spliced from 2 exons. The coding region runs from base 107 to 700 and encodes 197 amino acids. Lineage: Eukaryota; Metazoa; Arthropoda; Insecta; Diptera; Muscidae. The record is from RefSeq and is a predicted model, not a curated record.
UGGCCUCUGCCACAGCAACCAAACAGUAUUGACUGAGCAAGCAAGCAGAGCAGUGUCAUUUUAUUUUUCUAUUAAAAAAUUACCCAAAAAUAAUUUAACAUACAAAAUGACAUUGAAAAAUACCCUGAAGGUCUCCUACAAAGGAUUAACACGGAAUAUUGAGUGUGAUUCCACACUGCCCUAUGAGGAUGUGGUUAGCAAAGUUAUGGAAACCUUCGAUCUAAGGCACAUUCAACGCAAUGCCAUCCAGCUGUACGAUGAACAUGGUGCCAAAUAUGACAAGGAAAUAUUUGAAUAUUUUAUUUUGCUGUUUCCCAAUCCCCAGAAAUUGUUCUUCAUACGUGUGGAUGCUUCAAUGUUGCUGACAUCGUUACCCCCGACAGGAGAGAAUCCAGAAAUUGAAACCCAGCCAAGACAAGCCUUCAAAGUCUCCAAGAAGACAAAUAAACUAAAGGAAACCACAAAUACCCAUGGCGAAGCUGUACCCGUUCGAAGACAAAAUUGUUUCAUUGGCCAGUGGCCUGGAACCGAGACAACAAGUGCCGAUAAUCAACAACAACAAGAGACCAACACACACCAGGAUAUUGUCCGAGGCAUAGUGAACCGUUACAAAAUGUUCCACAAUUCACACAAUGCCAGAAUAAAAUCCACAGCAACACCGACAACAACGAGUGUGGUAAAACGUUCCAUACGAAUUUGAAUGGUCUCAUCGUAACCACUCACCCAUACCGUAUGUUAAGCUAGUGUUCCUAAUGUAGAUUUAAUCACUUUGUUAUAACAACAACAAAAACCACACACAACUGUACAAAACUCCUAGAGAUAACCGAGAUCAUCAAAUCAAUGAAAUGUAUGUCUGUAAAUAUAUAUUUUGUAAGUAACGAAACUUACAUUUCAUAAAACAUA